Molecule: messenger RNA, 444 nt
Organism: Cotesia congregata
Lineage: Eukaryota; Metazoa; Arthropoda; Insecta; Hymenoptera; Braconidae
Source: the annotation of a GenBank genome assembly
UUCUUUAUAAUUCUUUUGUCUUUACUUAGUCUGAAUGAUAAGAAAAAAAUCAAUAACGUUACUAUAGUUACGAAAUUCAAAACUUUGCCCUGCAGCUAUAUAAAUGGAAUUUUUUUAAUAAUCUUAAAAAUGCAACCGAUAAAUUGUGAGAUUAACGAAGUUAUUAACAAGUUUCAGAGUGAAGAAAAAAAUUUAGAAGAGCAAUUAAAAAAAUGUAAAAUCGAAAGUGAAAAAAAUAAUCAUCUAAAUUUACAAAGAAUUCAAACUCCUAAACGAUUACUUUAUAUAAAUAAUGAAGAAGCAUGGAAUCGUAAUCAAAAGCUAUUAAAAAAAUUGGAAAUGUCGAGAGCACGUUUGCGAACACUCACAUCAUUUACUCCAACUGAUCAAGAAUUCCGUGAACGUGCAGCAUUCUAUCGUAAAUUUUUAGACAGUAAUUGUUAA